Molecule: messenger RNA, 717 nt
Organism: Magnusiomyces paraingens
Lineage: Eukaryota; Fungi; Ascomycota; Dipodascomycetes; Dipodascales; Dipodascaceae
Exons: 4
Coding region: 1-717 (238 amino acids)
Biological process (GO): mRNA export from nucleus
Cellular component (GO): nucleus
Molecular function (GO): mRNA binding
Source: RefSeq, a predicted model, not a curated record
AUGUCUUCCAACCUUGACAAGUCCCUUGACGAAAUCAUCUCGUCCAAGCCUAAAUCUCGUGGUACUAAAAGACGCUCCUCUGGACGCGGCGUCUCUAAACCAUCCUCCUCCUCUUCUGCCUCUACUGCUUCUAAAAAGAAGUCCAACCAGCAAAAGGCCUCUGCUCUCCCAGCAUCAACUCCUAAAGGUCCUAAAACAAACAUUCUCGACGAGGCAUCAAAGCUUUCCGACAGAAUUAUCAUCUCCAACUUGCCUACUGAUGUCACCGAGUCUGCUGUUCGGGACUACUUUUCUCACGAAGUCGGCCCCAUCACCAGCUGCUCCAUUUCUUACAAUGCUCGUGGCCAAUCCACCGGUAUUGUCACAAUCACCUUCAAGCGUCCCGGCGAUGCUCACAAGGCUUCCGUUCGUUUCAACGGCACUGCUAUUGACAAUGGCGCUAAGCGUAUGAAGGUCGAGCUCGUCAUGGAUCCUUCCAAAAAGCCUCUUUCUACCAGAUUGAACCCUCUUUCGACUGAGGCUGUUCAUGCUGCUGUCUCCCAGGCUGCUUCUAACGGUGGCAGAAAGAAAAAGGUUCCUGCUGCUCGCACCAAGUCUACUUCUUCCAACGGCUCCUCCAAGAAUGGCUCUUCUGCUAAGAAGUCUAACCGACGACCCAAGAAGACUCUUGAGGAACUUGAUGCCGAGAUGGAAGACUACUUUGACAACAAGGCUUAA